Molecule: messenger RNA, 3684 nt
Organism: Chlamydomonas reinhardtii
Lineage: Eukaryota; Viridiplantae; Chlorophyta; Chlorophyceae; Chlamydomonadales; Chlamydomonadaceae
Exons: 11
Coding region: 336-2873 (845 amino acids)
Source: RefSeq, a predicted model, not a curated record
UCGAGCUAAGACCGUAGCUUCUACAAGUACAAGCCACACUAAGAUGCGCGUAGUGGAUCCAUCCGGGCGCGUGCCGGGGCUAUCGCAACCUUCCCUCUUCGUAUACCGUAUGACCUGGUGUACGCACGAGACGGCUAGCCUCUCUUCACCACGCGCGCACUAAUCAUUAUGCUUAUUAUAUAUCGAAUCGUAGGCCACAACAAGCAUCUUACGCUAUCAUGAAGAGUAGACGCUGCUUGGGGGAGCUUUGCGUGGCUCUAGUAGCCAUCGCGACGGCCACUGCUUACCCGGACCUGUAUUACUCCAGCACCUGCACUUCUCAUCCUACUGGCUCAAUGCGGCCUCAUGGCGCGCCGUCGACGGACAGCUCAAUCGCGUUUACGGUGAAGUCGACGGCUAAUGCCGUUGUAUCUUCUCUCUGCGCGGGGUCCGUGUAUGCAGUUACGGUGUCCUAUCCCCAAACGCGCGAGACGCUGCUCACAGCCAGCCUUGGGAGCUUGGGAGGGAGCUCUUCUUGCCCAAACAAGCGUUUGUAUACUGGCGACGCAAACUCCCACUCGGCCUCACUCACGAUCCCUUGCUCCGUGAACGGCGCCACCUCGGUGACGCUCAAGGUCACAACCGCCACCAGCCGCUGGGGCUCCUUCCUGCAGGCCAGCACCACACUGCCCAUCAGCUCCAGCUGCGGAUGCGCAUCAUCAUCGCCGCCGCCAGCCGCCGCCGCUUCCUCUUUAAGCCCCACGCCCAGCCCCUCCACCUCUUCCGGCACCUCGCCCGCUGCUGCCGCCAGUCCUAGCCCCAGCCCCAGCCCCAGCCCUGUCGCAACCGACUCCAGCAGUGACAGCGGCAGUAGCGACAGCAGUAGCGGUAGUGACUCCACGGGUAGUGACUCCACAAGCGGGGCAGUCACGUGCGCAACCUCCUCCCUGGGCUACGCCUGCGCUCUCACGCUGCCUGGCGGCGGCGGCGAGACCCUGCACUGGACCGCGGGCACAGCCGCGCCACCCGACAACGCCUGCACAAGCACCACCGGCACCGCAUCAGGCACCUCCUCCUACUCGGGCGCGGCAAAUCUGGUGCAUUUCGCGCUGAGCUCGCCUCAGGCAGGCUACCUGUCAGUCGGCUUCACAGAGCGCGCCGGAAUGAUGGCGCCGGCCAAUGCCGUAAUCGGCCGGAUCUCAUCUGGAUCCGCAAUCGUAGAGACCUACUACAUGACCUCGUACAAUCUGGAUUCGCCAUCCAACAACGGCUGGGCGGCGGGCGCCGCCGUCCUGUCCACGUCAGCGGGCGGCACCGUCCUUUGCUUCAGUGUUGCAGCCGACGGCGCGGCGGCGGCGGCUGCGGCGACGGUGGCGGCGGGCCGCCGCCGCCGUCAGCUGGCCACCGCCGGAACGGCCGCCUCUGCUCCUCGGCGGUCACUGGCUGCGAGCACCACAACAACAACCACCUCGACAACGACAUCAACAACCGCCACAACCAACGCCCUGGGCCUUGACGCCUCGGCCCUGGAGAUCAUCUGGGCUACUCACAGCUCGGUCGACCUAACCGCCACGCACAACCGCUGGGGCGGCGUUUCAUUAAACGCGCUGUCCGGCGCCGCCGCCGCCACUGCCGCCAACAAGCGCCGGGACCAGAUGCUGGCGUUACACGGUGGCCUGGCGGCGGCGGGCUGGGUGCUGCUGGUGCCGCUGGGGCUGCUGCUGGCGCGGCACCGGCGGGAUAUCUCAGCGCUGAGGAAGGCGCCGCGGGCGUGCGGCAGGGACAUGUGGCUCGUGCUGCACGUGGGCUGCGUGGUCGUCGGCACUGCCUGCGGCGCGGCCUCCAUCGGUGUGGCGGUGGCGGAGCUGCGCGGCAGUGGCGCCCGCGACCCAAACACGCGGGCACACCGCAUCACCGGCUGGGCCGUUCUGGCGCUGGCGGUGCUCCAGAUGCUGUCGGGCGGCGUGCGGCCCGACCCCGGCGCGCCCCGCCGCCGGCUGUGGACCUUCCUACACGCUAACCUGGGCCGUGUGGCCGCCCUGCUGGCCUGGGCCUGCACCGGCCUGGGCGUGUUCCUGGCAGUCACACGCUACAGCCAAGACCUCACGGUCUGGGCGGCGCCGCUGGCGGCAACGCUGGCGCUACUGCUGGGUGCCGAGCUAGGGCUGACGGCGGCGGCGGCGCUGGUGUCGGAGGCGGCCUAUGCGGCGGCGCCGCCGCCGGGACCCAACCCGCUGCUGCUGACGCCGCCGUCGGGCGGCCCGCUGUUGUUCCCGCCGCCGGCGGCGCACGGCGGACAAGGCGGCUACGGCGGCUACGGCAGCUAUGGUGGUGGUACUGACGGCGUGUGUGUGGGCUACCCGGCGACAGUGGCGACUGGCGCCCUGCCGACGUCGCAGCGGGCGCAGUCGCAGCAGCAAGGACAGCGGCAGCAGCAGCAGCAGCACCAGGGUGUGUACGUGUUGCCUGCAGGUGGCGCAGGUGCAGCUACAGCCCCCGCAAACCAACUGCAAUCAGUGUACAGCAACGGUGGCAGUAGCCGCCACCAGCUGUACCAGCCGUUCCAACAGCCGUACCAACCGUCAGCGGCGCUGCCAACAGUCACUGCAACGGGUGCCAGUGCCGGCGCUACUGCCGAUGCUACCGCCGCUCGGCCGCCGUCGUCACGGCAAGCACGACCGGCAUCUCGGCCGCCCUCGGCGGGCGCAGCCGCUGCUGCUGCUACUGCCGGCUCCACCUCUAAUGGCUCCAGCGGCGGCGGCGUUGGCGACGGGUCAGUGCCGCCGGCACCUAUGCGGCGGCAGCCCUCGCCUCCGAGCCUGGACGACAGUGGCUAUGGAGAUGGUGCUCUGGGGCUGCGUGCGGCCCCAGCCAACAAGAAGUACGGUUCCUGAGGAUCGCCCUCAGGAGUAGCAGCUGCUGACCGUCGCCAGACCAUGGGAAGGUGCCCGUGGCAGGGAACGCAUGGCCAGUCUUAGCAGAGUGCCUUGAUGGAGAGUGGCCAGCUCGGUACAGUCAAGAGCCGCAUAGUAAACGAAUGGGAAUCACGGGCAACGCGAGCGCUGAGUGUGCGACGUCGCCAUGCUCCAGCGGAGGGAAUGCACGUGACGUGAGGGUCUCAGCGUACACACGAAGACAGACACACACAGUUGAUUGCAGGUUGUCGCGCAUGUCUGGUCGGUUCGGCCGCCAGCGCUGCAAACGCAUUACGGCAGCACACGUACCAGCUGCCCGCCGCGCGCCGCACUCGUGAGCCGCUAAAUAUCGUACAAUGCCAUAAUCAUCGCACUUGCCAAACGAGGAAUGAACCAAAGUGGUGGGGUGGAGCUGGGGUGAUCCGUCAGGCACAGUGGCACGCGCAGUUCGGCGCAGUAGGCAGGAAUGCAGCACAUUUAUUUAGCCAGUCUGGAAGUGUCGCUCCUAAGUGUCGGAGUCAUUAUCGUUAUCGUUAAGUGCCUUAUCGAGCCAAUCAUGGUCUCAGACUCUCAGUGUGCGGGGUGGCCGUGGUCUGCGUCCGUGGCGCCGUGCCGUUGAGUGAUAUAUCAUGCAAACUGCGGCACAAUGGAAUGACAAGCUAGGUGAAUGUUUAAGAAUGAGCAGUUCCGCGGCGGGAAGGGGUCGUCCCUUUUGUGCAGCGUGUGCAGGUGACAUGGGCCCUGCGCUCGACAGCCUCUGUUUGCCAGCCAGCAACUUUGUCGGUAUAGU